Messenger RNA from Schistosoma curassoni, 2020 nucleotides. NCBI's taxonomy places the organism in Eukaryota, Metazoa, Platyhelminthes, Trematoda, Strigeidida, Schistosomatidae. The record is from the annotation of a GenBank genome assembly.
AAUUUUGGCUCAGCCUUCGAAGAGUAGAAGUUUACUGAAACGUUUUUGGCAAUAUUUGAUCUGAGAUAUGUUGUUUUGUGCUCUAGCUCUACAAGAGUCCUGUUCACAUGGAACGUAAUUUUUACUAAACAUACCCAGAAUUUAUAUAUGUGAUCAUAUUAUCCCAAAUUUUUCGAUUCUGGGUUCUAGAAAUGAAAGGUCAUUCCAAUUCAACGUUGCCUCCAGGAUCAGUUCUAAUACAGUCUGGCCAGGCCAUUUCUCAGACUUCUGGCAUAGCUGCUCUCCAAACUAACAGUGUCGCAAGUGGUCCACAGAAUCUCCAAGUGUGGACUCCGUCACCAUCUGGAGCUAUUACGGUUUCGGGUAUCCCAUCAUCAAGGAGUUCUGCCAACUUGGUUACUCUCCCCUCUGGCCAGACUGUAUUGAUGGCCAAUUUGGUAACAACGGCUACCACAGCACCGAUUUCUCUUUCAACAUCUUCAAUUGCUAAACAACAAAUCCAAGUUCCAACCGGUCUUCCACCUGGUGGGCCCAUUGUCAUAUCUAAUCCCAAUUCUGCUGGUCCACUUGCUACACAGCUCACGAAUCCCACUGUCAUACAAGGUCCUAACGGUCAAAUGUCAGUGGCAUUACCAGGUGGCAUAAUAAGUAGCAAUACAUUAAACUCAUUCAAUAGUUCAUCCACUGCCUUUGUUUCAAGCACAUUGGGAAACAUAUCUACCGAUCAACCUGUACAUAUCGCUCAGAUUGUUGAUAAUCAUUUGCGUCCAGGAACGGCUUGUUUCACAACAAAUGCUGGCUUUCAGGGAAUAACACCUAUGAAUCAAGUACUUUUGGACUCAACAAGUUUUAAUCUUGGCAGUGCUCAAACACAAAACAAGUUGAUUAAUAUGUCGUCCAUCAGACCUCCUGGACUUGUGUCUUCUCCCAUGCAACCAGUUCACCCUGGUAAUUCGUUCGCUGCAGCUGGAAAUAUUCCUAGAGGUUUGUCUGUCAACCUUUCUUCUGACAUCACAAACACGCAGUCAAAACCAUCAGUUUCUCAACCAGUCAUUGUCUCUACUUCAAAUUUGCCUGUCCAAGAAGCAGCUAUAUAUCCAGUUCAAGAUGAAUGCUCAUCGGCAAUGCAAAAUGGUACUCCUACUUCGGGUCCAGUUACAACAUCUGUGGUUGAUGUUAGCUCAACUAACAAUCCAUCUAUUUCAACUGCUGGAGUUACUGUCGUCGAAAUACCUUGCUCACCUGAAAAUGGUCAAACAAAUCUCAACUCAAAGUGCAUCACUGAUGAGCAAACCAAUUCCGUUUUCACAUCAAGUUCCUUAUCUGAGUUGUUAACUGAAUUUGAACCUCAUUUACAACUAGAUCCUGAUGUUGAAGAGGUUAUAACUAAUUUAGCUAAUGAAUUUAUUGUAAAUUGUGCAGAAAAAGCUCAACAACUUGCUUCACAUAGGGGUAUAUCAAAUGUUGAAGCAAAAGAUGUUGUAUUUUGUAUGGAACGCGAUUGGAAUGUUAUUGUCCCAGGUUUUGCUACUGAGGAACGAAUUGUACGUAAAAGUUUCACAACUGAAGCACAUAAACAGCGCUUAGCUUUAAUUAAAAAACAAAUUAAAAAAAUGUGAAUAUAUAUAUAUCUCUUUGUACAUUCAAAAUUCUCCUGUUUUUUUACGUCUCCCCUCUGUAUUACACUUAUAUUUAUUUAAUUCUGCCUUUUGUUGACUUUUACUUCUUUAGUGGGGAAAACUAUUUCUUUUUUAAAUAAAAAGAUUAUUCAACGUAAAUUAAAUUGUUUUAUAUCAUAGUAAUUAUUAUGUAGUUUAUUUUGGGUGACAGAUUUCAUUUCUUUAAAUUGAUAUGUUACAAAAUACCUGAUUGGUAUUGAAUUACUCUUAUGUACCAUGGUCUAAUACAUUUUCCAAGCUAGAAAAUACGAUCAAAAUUAUUUGUAUGAACCAGUUUUUGUUUUUCAAAUCAACAUUAAACAACUGUAAAUUAUCUUUAAAUUAAAUAAGAUAAUUUAGAA